Molecule: messenger RNA, 1873 nt
Organism: Propithecus coquereli (Coquerel's sifaka)
Lineage: Eukaryota; Metazoa; Chordata; Mammalia; Primates; Indriidae
Gene: SPART
Product: spastic paraplegia 20 (Troyer syndrome)
Exons: 6
Coding region: 166-1602 (478 amino acids)
Biological process (GO): cell division; negative regulation of BMP signaling pathway
Cellular component (GO): plasma membrane
Source: RefSeq, a predicted model, not a curated record
GACAGACCUAAUAGGCUUAGGGAAUAGUACCAUAGUAAAGAAAACAGAAAUAAGUAAGGCUCUUGUUUUCUUGAAAUAUAUUCAGGUAGGAGAGAUGGAUAAUAAAUAAGUAAACUAAACACCUAAACAAGAUUAAUUAAAGAUAAUAUUUCCUGUUUUGCAGAAAUGGAGCAAGAGCCACAAAAUGGAGAACCUGCUGAAAUUAAGAUGAUCAGGGAAGCAUACAAGAAGGCCUUUUUAUUUGUUAAUAAAGGACUGAAUACAGAUGAAUUAGGUCAGAAGGAAGAAGCAAAGAACUACUACAAACAAGGAAUAGGACACCUGCUCAGAGGAAUCAGCAUUUCAUCAACAGACCCUGAACGAACAGGCCCUGGGUGGGAAUCUGCUAGACAGAUGCAACAGAAGAUGAAAGAAACACUACAGAAUGUACGCACCAGGUUGGAAAUUCUAGAGAAGGGUCUUGCCACUUCUCUACAGAAUGAUCUUCAGGAGGUGCCCAAGUUAUAUCCAGAAUUUCCACCAAAAGACCUGUGUGAAAAGUCACCAGAACCUCAGUCCUUUAGUUCACCACCUCAGCAUGCUGAAAUAAAUGGAAACACUCCAACUACAAGUGCAGGAGCAGUUGCUGCAUCUGCUUCUCUGUCCUUACCAUCUCAAAGUUGUCCAGCAGAAGCUCCUCCUGCUUAUACUCCUCAGGCUGCUGAGGGUCACUACACUGUAUCCUAUGGAACAGAUUCUGGGGAGUUUUCAUCAGUUGGAGAAGACUUUUAUAGGAAUCAUUCUCAGCCACCUCCUCUUGAGACCUUAGGGCUAGAUCCAGUUUCAGAAGAAAAAGCAAAAGAAUUACCUGAAUGGAGUGAGAAAGUGGCUCAAAACAUUUUGUCAGGUGCUUCCUGGGUGAGCUGGGGUUUAGUCAAAGGUGCUGAAUUUACUGGCAAAGCAAUCCAGAAAGGUGCUUCUAAACUCCGAGAACGGAUUCAACCAGAAGAAAAACCAGUGGAAGUUAGUCCAGCUGUCACCAAGGGACUUUAUAUAGCGAAGCAGGCUACAGGAGGAGCAGCAAAAGUCAGUCAAUUCCUGGUUGAUGGAGUUUGCACAGUAGCAAAUUGUGUUGGAAGAGAACUAGCUCCACACGUCAAGAAGCAUGGAAGCAAACUUGUUCCAGAAUCUCUUAAAAAAGACAAAGAUGGGAAAUCUCCCCUGGAUGGUGCUAUGGUUGUAGCAGCAAGUAGUGUUCAAGGAUUUUCAACUGUCUGGCAAGGAUUGGAAUGUGCAGCUAAAUGCAUUGUUAACAACGUUUCAGCAGAAACUGUACAAACUGUCAAAUACAAAUACGGGCAUACUGCUGGAGAAGCUACACACAGUGCAGUGGAUUCUGCUGUCAACGUUGGCGUCACUGCCUAUAACAUUAACAACAUUGGUAUCAAAGCAAUGGUGAAGAAAACUGCAACACAAACAGGACACACUCUUCUUGAGGACUAUCAAAUAGUUGAUAAUUCUCAGAAGGAAAAUCAAGGAGCAGCAAAUGUAAACAUGAGAGGGGAGAAAGAUGAGCAGACGAAGGAAGGAAAGAAGAAUGAGGCAAAGAGGAAAGAUAAAUGAUGGAAGUUCUGGGAAUUGCCUAUACCAAAGCCUUAUGAGAUGGAUGAAAUUUUGUUAAAUAGGCACAUGUGGAAUUCCCCACAGAUAUAACCAGUGUUUUUUAAAUGUAUUCAUUCCUACAAAGUGAUAAAUUUUGUGGCAUGUAUUCUACUUAUAAGGAGAAGAAUUAGUAUUCUUGCAUCUAGCUUUUAGAAAUAUGAAGUUAUAUUCUCCAUAAGUUUAUUUUUUUCCAAAUGUAGCUAAAAUAUUUUUGCAGUUAAAGCUAACGAUG